This is a messenger RNA of Nyctereutes procyonoides (raccoon dog), 7033 nucleotides long. RefSeq names its product synaptopodin 2 (gene SYNPO2). The transcript is spliced from 5 exons. Gene Ontology annotation, biological process: positive regulation of actin filament bundle assembly. Lineage: Eukaryota; Metazoa; Chordata; Mammalia; Carnivora; Canidae. Gene Ontology annotation, molecular function: actin binding. Gene Ontology annotation, cellular component: actin cytoskeleton; nucleus; stress fiber. The coding region runs from base 163 to 3981 and encodes 1272 amino acids. The record is from RefSeq and is a predicted model, not a curated record.
CCCGGGCCCGGCCAGCGGCGGCCGCAGCGGCGGCUCGGGCUCCCUGCGCCGCGGUGCUGCUCCUGGCCAGGCGCCUGCAGCUCAGGACACAUCUCAACUGCGCCCCAAGCCAAGCCUCGUCUGUCUUUUCAAGCUCUUCAUGCCACCCAACUAAGAGAGAAAAUGGGCACGGGGGAUUUUAUCUGCAUUUCCAUGACCGGAGGGGCGCCCUGGGGGUUCAGAUUGCAAGGUGGCAAGGAGCAGCAGCAGCCCUUACAAGUGGCUAAGAUUCGAAGCCAGAGCAAAGCUUCUGGGUCUGGCCUCUGUGAGGGGGAUGAAGUGGUUUCUAUCAAUGGCAACCCUUGUGCGGACCUCACCUACCCCCAAGUCAUCAAGCUCAUGGAGAGCAUAACAGACUCUCUCCAAAUGCUUAUCAAAAGACCAUCCAGUGGAGUAAGUGAGACUUCCGUCUCUGAAACUGAAAACAAAACCCCUGGGCAUCUCACCCAUGAAGGGCAUGUGGAAAGUACCACCCUGCAGAUUCGGCCGGCGGCAAAGAGCCAGCACAGAGAAGUCUACGUUGCCUCGGUCAGGAGUGGGGCUCCCCGAGCUGAGGACCAAGGGAGUGGUCCUGGUUUUUCUGGGAGCAUAAAAGAAGCAACAGGCCUGAGCUACCAUGUGGCCCCCCAAAUGCCUGACUCCCAAAGAGGAUGCUUAGCAGAGGAGAUUAUCUUAAGGGAGAAAGCAGAAGUUGGGCAGCCAGGCCCUGUGGUUGAGCUACAACUGUCCCUUUCACAAGAGAGACACAAGGUCACGAAUGUCCCCGUGGUGGCUCUCCUGGGGUCUGAAAAAUCCAAGUCUCCUGAGCCAGAUCCUCAUGUACAACACGACGGGAUUGUCCACAUAAAUUCAGUCCCCACUGCUGAGAAAGGGGAGCCUUCUCUGAGGUCCAGCAAGAUAAUCCAGAUCUCCAGUGGCAAAGAGUUAAAAGUGAUCCAGGGAAGUGAAGCGGGAGACACGGGGCUGCCCCGAGUGGAAGUGAUACUCGACUGCUUGGAGAGGCAGCCGACGGGAGGGUGCAGGCUUCAGGCAGGAAAGGGGUGUGUGGAUUCCCCGGGGGAAGGAGGGCAGUCCGAAGCACCUCCUUCUCUGGUAUCCUUUGCAGUCUCAUCAGAAGGCACAGAGCAGGGAGAGGAUCCACGCUCGGAAAGGGAUCACAGCAGACCUCACAAGCACAGAGCACGCCACGCACGGCUCAGGAGGAGUGAAAGCCUAUCAGAAAAGCAGGUGAAAGAAGCGAAGUCUAAAUGCAAAAGCAUUGCCCUCCUUCUUACAGACGCCCCCAACCCCAACUCCAAGGGGGUGUUGAUGUUUAAGAAGCGCCGCAGGCGGGCCAAGAAGUACACCCUGGUCAGCUACGGCACCGGUGAGCUUGAGCGCCAGGCCGGCGAGGAGGAGGAGGAGGAGGAGGAGGGUGACAAAGAGGAGCCUUGCGACACAGCACUUCUGGGCACGAGUGAAUCGGAGGUGGAGGAAGAGUUAGCGUCCGACAUCGACGACAGAGCGCAGGUUGUGAGCUUUGACUGGGAUUCGGGACUAGCGGACUUCGAAAAGAAGCUGAACAGAGGGGACGCGAUGGAGAUGCUGCCGGACACCUCGGGCAAGGGCGCCCUCAUGUUCGCCAAGAGGAGGGAGCGAAUGGAUCAGAUCGCGGCCCAGAAGGAGGAGGAGAGGGUGGGUGCGAUGCCAGGCCGGGAGCCAGGUGCUGCGCGCACGGACGGCCUGAGGGCCGCGGCUUCUUACCAGAGGAAGGAGGAAGCGUCUGUAAGAACGCAGAGCUCGGUGAGCAGAAGCUACAUCGAGGUGAGCCGCGGCCCGGGCCACCUGCCCCAGCAGAACGGCUUCAGGGCGGGGCCCGAGGCGGCAGAGGCGCAGAGGACGGGCCCUCGGAACAGAACAGCCCAGCCCUUCCCGGGGCCGGGGAGCCAGCCGGGGAGCCAGCCCGCAACCCCCUUCUCCCCCACGCGGAACGUGAGCAGCCCCGUCGCCGACUUCCCUGCGCCGCCGCCCUACUCCGCAGUCACACCCCCGCCCGAAGGCUUCUGCGGGGCCGCGUCCAGCCCGACCGCCGGCGCGCCCCAGCCGCCCCCGUGGCCGCAGCCCGCCGCGUGGUCCCAGGCGGCCUUCUACGACUCCUCGGAGCGCAUCGCUUCGCGGGACGAGAGGAUCGCCGUGCCGGCCAAGAGGACCGGGAUACUGCAGGAGGCCAAAAGGCGAAGCACCACAAAACCCAUGUUCACCUUUAAGGAGCCCAAAGUGAGCCCCAACCCUGAACUCCUGUCACUUCUUCAGAACUCGGAAGGCAAGAAGGGAACUGGGGCUGGGGGCGAUUCGGGGCCCGAAGAAGACUACCUCAGUUUAGGGGCAGAGGCUUGCAAUUUCAUGCAGAGCUCCUCCGCCAAGCAAAAGACUCCACCGCCUGUGGCUCCCAAGCCUGCGGUCAGGUCCUCGCCCUCCUCCCAGCCAGUAACUCCGGCUUCUGCAGUCUGGUCCCCGGGAGUGGCCCCGACCGUCCCUCCUGCCUUCCCCGCGUCCGGCCCGGCCCAGGGCACCGUCGUCUCCUCCAUCAAGAUAGCCCAGCCUUCCUCGGCCCCUGGCCGGCCCGCGAGCGCCCUCACCCUGGCUGGUCCCUUCAGGGGGCCGCACGCCGCAGUGGCCGGGCCCGGCUACACACCUAAGGCCACGGCCCCCGCCCCCACAGUGAACGCUGCGCACGCUGCUGCGGCGGGGGCGGCCGGCGAGCUUCCAGCAAUGAGUGGCAAAGGAGCCCAGCUCUUCGCUAAAAGGCAGUCCAGGAUGGAGAAGUACGUGGUGGACUCAGACACGGUGCAGGCCCACGCCGCUCGUGCCCAGUCUCCCACCCCGUCUUUGCCGGCCGGUUGGAAGUACUCCUCCAACGUCCGAGCGCCUCCUCCCGUGGCCUACAAUCCUAUCCACUCCCCCUCCUAUCCCCUGGCCGCCCUCAAGUCUCAGCCAUCAGCCCCACAGGCCUCCAAGACAAGCAAGAAGAAGGGCAAGAAACCCCUCAAUGCUCUGGACGUCAUGAAACACCAGCCGUAUCAGCUCAAUGCAUCCUUGUUCACUUUCCAGCCCCCAGAUGCAAAGGACGGCCUCCUGCAAAAGUCCUCUGCCAAGGUCGGUUCGGUGCCAGCCAUGAAGCAAGCGCUCCCUCCGCGGCCCGUGAAUGCUGGCUCGCCCACUACGGCGCAGGCCUCCUCUGUGUACUCGGUACCAGCGUAUAGCUCCCAGCCUUCCUACUUUGCAGAGGCCACCUCACCAGUCAGGGCAUCCCCAGUGCCCGUGGGCAUUCCCACCUCUCCAAAGCAAGAGUCAGCCUCUACAUCGUAUUUUGUGGCACCGAGGCCGAAGUUCUCCGCCAAGAAAAGUGGUGUCCCAGUUCAGAUUGGACACUCCCUUUCUCUUCCUGGAAGACCAGUUCCACACACCAUCUCCACAGCAUCUCCUUGGGUAUACCAGCCUGCUUAUAACCACUCCAGCAAAUCAACUGAUGAGCUAGAGAAAGCAAACAAAAGACUAACUCCUUGGGAAGCAGCAGCAAAGUCUCCUCUUGGUCUAGUGGAUGAUGCCUUUAAGCCCAGAAACAUCCAGGAGUCCAUUGUGGCAAAUGUGGUCUCAGCAGCCAAGAGGAAGGUACUUCCAGGGCGCUCAGAGGAUUGGAAUGAGAGACUGUCCUAUGUUCCUCAAGCCCAGAAGGCCAAUGUGAGCUCAUUUGCAAGGCAAGAGUAUAAUGUUGCAUCCUCAUUUAAUAAUAAUAUGUCUACCAACUACCAGUAUGGUUCACAGUUGCCAUAUGUAUAUUAUAGGCAGCCUUCCAGAAAUGAUUCUGAAAUAAUGUCCAUGGAAACUAGAUCUGAUUAUUGUCUUUCAAUAGCUGAUUGCAACUACAACCCACACCCAAGGGGAUGGAGACGCCAGACAUGAAUAUUAGAAAAACUGAUCAUGUGCCAUCUAUAAUAGUAAUUUUUGAAAUGUUCCUUUGUAGAAUGCUUCACUUUUCCAGUAGAUUUUGAUUCACUUUUGGUCUUGGCUUGUUCUCAGAAGUCAUUUAUUUGAGUUUCUCUCUCUCUCUCUCUCUGUGUGUGUGUGUGUAUAUGCAUGUGUGAGUGAUCUCUUCCUUGUCUGCUCAUGACAGAGAAUUUCUUUGAAGAACAAAUUCAUUUUCUACAUUGAUGUGCUGGCACUUAUAUCUAAUUCAUAAUAUUAAUUCCAUUUAUUCCAUUAAUAUGUGGUAGUCUAGGCAACUAAACACUGCUCAUUUAAAGUGAUAUUAAGUAUUUUCUUCUAAGUGUCUUAGUCCAGGAAGGAAUUAAUGAAACAUGAUGUACUAAUUGUCAUUAGCAGUAACAGCAAGGAAUAUAACAUUGGAGAAUUUUUCAGUGGAGCAAGCCAUUAAUGAUAAUUACAUAAAAAAGGAUUUCCUUGGUGUUAUUUUAAGCAUUUCUCUGAAACAGUAUCAAAAAACCAAUGAAAUUCAGUCUUUUAGAACUGAAAUAUUGGUGUUCUCAGAAUGAAAGAAAUAUUUGACAGAAGAUAAUUAUACAGUUCAGAAGGAUUUUUGAGGCAAAUUGUGUCAUGUAUGGGGAAUAGAAAGAUUUAGGUAUAGAAUUUAUUUUUAAUCCAUUUAAAGCCAGCAGCCUGAGACAGGAAUAGAUUCUGGGUUCAGGUACUCUCAUUUGUCAAUUGAGAAGAUCAGAUUAUUUAAUCUCUUACAUCCUUAAUAACCCUGAUAUUCUGAGAUUCUCUCAUUGGUAGAAUGGACUUUGGUGUAUUAUUCAUUUUUUGUUGCUCAUCAUAUAAACAUAGGAUUAAUUUAGGAGUGGGUUAGAUCAUCAGUGUCACUACCUAUGUAAUUAAAGGUCCAAAAGGAAUUGUUGGGGGACAGGUUUUGUGCUAUGUGUUAUGUGGAGUGAGGGUUGAUGGGAAGAAAAAAAAAAACUUUUCAUGGAUUUAAGGAAGUGGUAGAUGGAUGUGUCUGUUAUUAUGCAACCGUAGGUCAUGACCAUUUAUUUAGUUACAGAAAACAAAGCCAUCAUUAGGAUGUUCAAAGGAAGCUGAACAGCUGCUUGGUCAAUUUCAUGACCCAUGCCUUGUUAGCACAACCAUGAGACAAUCAAACACCUGCUCCUUGCUGCCAUACCCACAAAGUAUUCAGUACAAGGAAAUUCAAAGCAUCUAAUUGUCAUAGAAUUGACAGCAUUUUAAAAUAAGAAAAAAUUUUAGGUACUGAAAACUUUCUUAGAUUUUUAAAUGUGAUUGUUUUGCCUUGUUUUGCUCUUUAACUCUUGAAUUUAUCAUUAUAAUGGUGUCUUUCACAGGAUAAAGCUUAAAAAGAAAAAAAUUCCACGGUCAAAGUGAUCCCUUAUCUUGGAAGUAGAAUAUAAAAAAUCUGAAGAGAUGAUAGUAAGUUCUAUUAUUGAUGGACCCAAUCAGAUACUGAUUUGUUUAGUUAAAAAGAAAAGAAAAAAAUGCAUACUUCUAAAGCUAUAUUGUUAAUUCCCUUAAACUUAUAUGCUGUCAGUUCUCUCAAAUUAUAAAACAUAAUUAUUGAUGACUCCUAAGACUUUCUAUGAAAUCUUCAAAAAUAAUGCCUGGUAUAUUUAUCAGUAAGUCAGCAAAUUCUCAGGAAUCCCCUACAUAAAAGUCUUAUUUGCUUCAAACUUGAUGAUAUUGGCUGAAUCAUUCUAGAUGUCUGCAUCUUAAAAUAAGGAUCAUCUAGCAGAGAAGACUGCCUGACAGGAUCAGAUCCUAUUUUGUUGCUUUCUUUUAUAAAUGCUAGAAGUGGUUUCCAUUACUCCGAGGACUUAAUAUUCUCCAACUCCAGAAAUUGACAUUUAUUGUAUUAGUCACUAAAACUUUCACUGGACCCAAAAUGAAAACGCAGACAUUUUAAACUUAAACAUUAUUAUAAUAAAAUAGCCAUCCCCAUCUUCGGAUGUACUAGAUCAAAAUUAUCUUUGUGUGAAGCUAUCUGAGUUUAUUCUAGAUGUCAAGGGAAAGACAAUACAUGACAGGAAAGUUGUACGUGUUUCACUCACAAAGAAAUGAACAUCUGAUAUUUUUAUUAGAAACUGAUAUUUUAAGGAGUCAUAUAUUGAAGAUAGAAUUCUGAAGAAGCAGAAAUGCCAAUGUCAAAUCAUCACAGAAUGUAUUGUGGAAAUUGAAUCGCCAGUUUAUUUAAAAACGAGUAAAGUUAGAUUGCUUGGAUUCAAGCUAGUGUUUGAGACAGGAGACCUGCCACGCUGAUAUCCAAUUCCUGUGGGUAAGAAUACCUUAUAUCUAUAAGAUAAAAACAGCAUUUUUAAAAGAGCUGUUGCUUGUAAAUAUAUAUACCACAUUUUUUUUUUAUACCACAUUUGUUAAGACAUUUUUCUACCGUAGCAAUCACAUAGGUAGACAGAGGUCCUUUUUUUUUUUUUUUUAACCACAGAUUAAAAAGCAUGUCCUAAAAUGUUACAGUAUGCCAAUUAUAGAGACACUAAUUUGUCACCUUUCCUACAUCUGGAGUUUAAAUAUCACAUCAUUGCAUGUGUAUGAAUUGUCUGCUAUUAAAAUGAUUUAAAUUUUGUUUAGUAUUUUUAGUUUUAUAGAUGCACAGAUUUGAGGCCAUUUAUUUCUGAGUAUGUCUCUUAUGUUUUGGCACCAUCACUCACAUUGCAAAGAGUCACCCUAUUAGGGCUCAAGCAUAUAUAUGUAUUAAUGAAUUGAAACUUUGGAUGAAAAAUUGUAGCAGAUAGGCUCACUUAUUAUAAUUAGAGAUGAAUUACAAAAAUGUUAAUUUUUUCAGAGAAAGUAGAUUUUCACAUUUGAUUUCCAUUCAAAGUAGAAGUAUCUACACUGUCCACACUUUUCUAUUAAAAAUGACUAUGUUCCCCUGCCAGUUAGAUUGACAUUUCCAACUGUGUUUAUCCCAAAAGACUGUAUUUGAAAUGCAUACUGAAUAUCAAAACUACAUUAGUAAUAAAAAAGACUUGAA